GGUUUCCGCAUUUGCCAGGAAACAUGCCGCGCCAACACCAGGACAUUGAUUGCAACACCAUCGAGUUGCUGGAAGCUGUACCGGACGACGGUGACGAUGUCGAUCAGUGGCGUCGGGAUGCGACAGAUGUACGCUUCAGUGUUGGCGAAGACGUUGUUCCAGACGAUGAACCAGGGCCUAAUCUAUGGCUCGUGAGGUUCUGUCACGUUUACGGAGAGAAAAUAGGACUCAUCAUAAUCAUUUUGACUGCUGUCGUCUUUGCAUUGCUUUAUUUGCUGAGCGUGACGACCGGCAAAUCGACGGCGACAAAACUUUUCAAAGGGACAACGAACGUAUUCGAAGAUGGUUUCGGCAACUGGGCCGGUCGGUUUGAUAAGUGCGGCGGAAUGGUUUCCGGCGACGUCUUUAUCGUCAGUUCCCAGGAACUGUUCAUCCGGAAUUUUUCUCAUGACGGAACACCGUCUGAUUUCUGGGGUGGAGCGCAAGGUCGUGAGGGUGUUUAUGAGUUUCGUAUUCCGUAUCCAGCCACAAAAUCUACCAGCAGAAUCAGAGGUGCUCUGAAACGGCUGCGACUGAACGUGAACCUUCUAGUGCGCUUGCCCUUCGGUCGUCAAACACAGGAUUUGCAAUACCUGCUUUUAAGACCCCGGAAAAUCCUGAGGCACCAAACAGACCUAGAAUGCAAGGUGACGUUUGAGCCCUUCGCUGUACCGACAUCUCUGGUUUUGGGGCCGGAAUCCUCGUUUGAAGGAAAGAGUCAUGGGGUCCGUUCCGGUCUUAUCACUUUGGUCGAUGAGACCGCACUCGAAGUGAAAACGUUUUCCUACGAUGGGGUCGGUGAAGACGCCAUGUUCUUUGGCAGACUUGCUGUCGGUGGGAUCCGCAUAUCAUUCCGUGACGACAAGAACAGGAGUCGACCCAUUCGAAGUUACGACCAAGAGACGAUCACUUUAAGUAUCCCUAUGGAAGAAAAGUUGACCUGGCGAGAUUUUGAUGCAUUGGUGGUGGCACCCGUGGCUGGUGGGGCACCUUUUGGCAUUGCCAACAUCCAAGCACCAAAAAGUACAAUGUUGCCACCAUCUAGAACUCGAUUAAUAUCUUUGGUUGAGCCGAAGAACGGUUUCUGGGAUGAGAAACUGGAAAGCCAAGCGUCAAAUGCAGUUUGCGGAAUUGGUGUCGGUGCUCUAGAACUGCAUCUCGCGUGGGAUUCGUUGUCUCGCGCGUCUGCCUGGGAAGGUUCGUCAGCUCGACACCCUGCAGCUGUCGCUUUGAUCUGGGGGAUCCAGACCGAGAAAAGCAGCAAUGAACGUCGACUUGAUCCAUUUCUUGCUCGAGUAAUGCUCAUUGACACCAUCGAAAGGUCAUCUACCGAAUACGUGCCAGCAUUUCCAUUGACUAGACAGAUAAUUGGGAACAGCAGCUCGGUGAAAAUUACGGAAGACACGGUCAUGUUAGCGACGCGUCGUCGACUCCAAACGUCAGGCUGGACAAACUCGUUCCUUGUCGUGGCGUCGAUCGGUUUUCCACACGACGCUGCCACACCUGACAUGACGUGGGUUGGACCCAGUGUCGACGUCGUUCAAAAUGGCGUGCAAUUGCGACUGCUUCAAAUGCUCGAAAACGCGUCGUCGUGCCGAGAAACGACUUGAAGGGAUCCCUUGCUUAUUCCCGUUAUUGGCUUUGGCGAAAAUGGCGCUUUCGGCAUUCCAGUUCAUCGGAACAUUCACAGAGAUAACGUUGAAGCAUUAACUCUUGAUAACGUCUAAGUUUUCAUCCAUCCAAGACCAUGGUCAAAUUAGUAUAGUGAAGGGGAUUUUCACAGGCUGAUCCCUUAUAGGAUCUCACGAAGAGUCUCAAACGAUGAUGAUGCACAAAUUAUAACAGUUAAAUGACCAGAAAAUUUGAAAACUUCUCAAGGAAUUAUUCUCCUGGUAAUUUAUGAUACAUUGCAGGCCAUUGGGAGACGAAUUUGUCGAUGCUUGAUGCGAUAGCCCGAAUUCUUUGGAGUAAAUCUGCGGAUAAACACUUUUCAGUGAGAAAUUUGGCAGGAGAUGUGCUUGCUCAGAAACGAAUCAAACUACGCUUAGAAAAAUCUUUAAGAUAAUGCACUUCUGAUUUAAAUAACGUUAAGUGAACAGAGAACUCGAAAUGAAGCAUCUAUAUUUUUCCUACCUUAUGUUAACCUGAAUUGAAAUUGACAGAGGGCGAAGCAUGAUGCACUCUCCUCUUCCGUGCUCAGCGUGAUCCCUUAGAUUGCAAUGUGGACUUCCGGUACGCUUCCGCUUUUUUGAACGACGUGUUUGCAUAUAUGCGGAGUUGAAAUGUAUACUUUUCGCUCACCACA
This is a messenger RNA of Notodromas monacha, 2344 nucleotides long. Lineage: Eukaryota; Metazoa; Arthropoda; Ostracoda; Podocopida; Cyprididae. The record is from the annotation of a GenBank genome assembly.